Molecule: messenger RNA, 471 nt
Organism: Charadrius vociferus (killdeer)
Lineage: Eukaryota; Metazoa; Chordata; Aves; Charadriiformes; Charadriidae
Gene: RBP5
Product: retinol binding protein 5, cellular
Exons: 4
Coding region: 1-471 (156 amino acids)
Biological process (GO): fatty acid transport
Cellular component (GO): cytosol; nucleus
Molecular function (GO): fatty acid binding
Source: RefSeq, a predicted model, not a curated record
AUGCCUCCCAACCUCACCGGCUAUUACCGCUUCGUCUCCCAGGAGAAUAUGGACAAUUACUUGCGCGCUUUAGAUAUCAAUGUGGUCCUACGAAAACUGGUGUGCCUCCUGAAGCCUGAUAAAGAGAUCAUCCACACGGGAGAUCACAUGGUCAUCCGCACCAUCACCUCCCUGCGGGACUAUGUCAUGGAUUUUGACCUGGGAGUCCAGUUUGAGGAAGACCUGGGACCCGUGGAUGGACGCAAGUGCCAGACAACUGUAUCCUGGGAGGGGGAUCAGCUGGUGUGUGAGCAGCUGGGAGAGAAGAGGAACCGAGGCUGGAGGCACUGGCUGGAGGGGGAUCAGCUGCAUCUGUCCACCACCACCAUCGGCCGGCUCCUCCUGCCCCCCCUGCAUGUUCUUCUCAGGGAUCCUCGAGCAGGUUGGGUGGAGAACAGAACUUGUCCUUCAGAGUCAAGGAUUUUCGUGUAA